CACAUUGGAAUUCAGGACCUUCGGAAGUCUGCAGCUUUCACUCACAAUAACUCUUCCUCCUGCUCGACGAUAACAAUUAUUACUGCUCAUUUGCUGCUUUAUGCAGACUAUUUCUUCUCCGAGUUCUUCGCGGGGAUCGCCUUCGCGUCGCGGUCGCUCUCCGCGAACGCCUGCGCAAAGCAGCGCCCCACGCUCUUCAGACGCCUUGCCGACCGAAUUUUCGAAUAAACAGCCUGCUACAUUCACUUCUUGUCUGUCAAUUCCUGUAGAAGGUGCAGUCCCUAUAGACACACAGGAGGAAAUUCUUUCUCCUUCCCAGUCCGGAGCACAGCGGAGCGUAUCCAGUAGCACCAAACGCGCCCCACGUAAAUCCAAGACACAUGCUCUGGCCGCCUUGCAGAACCAUGUGACAUCACUCGAUAAUGAUGAUAUAACACAGCAGGAACCGACCGACAAUUUUUCUGGAGAUGGCACUCCCAUCUCUGUCUCGCCCACGUUAGACUUAUCUACAGUCAAAACGUCGAGUCCUCGAACGCAGCCCAUGCGCUCCAAACCCCGUCCGUUUGGAUUAGAAGACUGCCCAGUUUUUUACCCGACGUCAGAUGAGUUCAAAGACCCUAUGACUUACAUCCGCUCCAUCUCAGAAAAGGCGAAAAAUUAUGGCAUCUGCAAGAUCAUUCCUCCCGUUGGUUGGAAAAUGCCCUGUGUUACUGAUAGCGAGACAUUUCGUUUCAAGACUCGGCUGCAACGCCUUAACUCUAUUGAAGCUUCAUCUCGUGCGAAGGUCAAUUUUUUGGAGCAGCUAUACCGUUUCCAUAAACAACAAGGCAAUCCUCGUGUAUCUGUGCCCACCAUCAACCACAAGCCCCUAGACCUGUGGUUACUCCGCAAAGAGGUCCAGAAACUCGGUGGCUACGAGGCAGUGACUAAAAACAAGAAAUGGGGGGACCUCGGGGCUCUCCUCGGUUACCGUGGCAUCCCUGGAUUAUCCACGCAGAUCAAGAACUCUUAUACACGAGUGAUCUUGCCUUAUGAACAUUUCUGCGACUGUGUUCGGAAUUCACCAACCCUGUCCACAUCUCCGACUGCAGCGCGCGAUCCGCAGCUAAAGACUCAUAUGAACAUCCAGACUGCCACACAUCCUUUGACAUCUCCUCGCGAGCGUGGUUCCCCACCAUCUAGCCCACUUACUUCUACAUCUAGCCCAUUAUCAGAACCCCCUGAUGAAGGUGAUUAUAAAGAACGUAGCGGGCCUCGACCCGAGAGCAAUGCUGUGAAGCGCGGAGCAAGAGUAGAAUUGACUCCUACGAGGAAGUCUCUUGAUGUUCACAGUCGGUUAUCUCCGGUGUCAGCUUCACCUCAGCCUGACGACGAGUACAAGCGCACCUUAGAACUUUCCUGCGAAAUUUGCCAGAAGAAAAAUCAGGACGAAAAAAUGUUGCUGUGUGAUGGGUGUGAUUGUGGAUUCCACAUCUUUUGUCUCGACCCCCCCUUGGCCACCAUUCCGAAAGGGCAGUGGUUUUGCCACAUCUGUCUUUUUGGUACUGGUGGCGAUUUCGGCUUUGAUGAGGGCGAGGAACAUAGCCUCUCGAGUUUCCAGGCGCGCGAUCUUGAGUUCCGCAGAAGGUGGUGGACCUCUCAUCCUCCACCGUCUCCAUCGGCCGCGGAUCUUGAUGACCCUACGGUGAAUUACGUCGGAAGCACGCUGAUAUCUGAAUAUGAUGUGGAGAAUGAAUUUUGGCGCCUUGUGCAGUCGCCGAAUGAGACCGUGGAGAUUGAAUAUGGUGCUGAUGUACAUUCGACUACGCAUGGCAGUGCCAUGCCCACCCUGGAGACCCAUCCACUGGAGCCCGCCUCGAAGGACCCAUGGAAUCUGAACAACAUGCCUAUUCUUCCAGAUUCCCUUCUCAGAUACAUCAAGUCUGAUAUUUCCGGUAUGACUGUCCCUUGGACAUACGUUGGAAUGGUCUUUUCAACAUUUUGUUGGCACAAUGAGGAUCAUUAUACUUAUAGCAUCAACUUCAUGCAUUGGGGCGAAACAAAGACCUGGUAUGGUAUCCCAGGAGAAGACGCAGAAAAGUUCGAGGCCGCCAUCAAGAGUGAGGCACCUGACCUCUUUGAGGCGCAGUCCGAUCUCCUAUUCCAACUCGUAACUUUGAUGAACCCGAAACGUCUCGCUGAUGCCGGAGUCCGCGUGUAUGCGUGCAACCAACGGGCAGGCGAGUUUGUCAUCACGUUCCCGAAAGCAUACCAUGCAGGCUUCAACCACGGAUUCAAUUUCAAUGAGGCCGUCAAUUUUGCGCUCCCAGACUGGUUGCCUUUUGGUCGUGAUUGUGUUCAACGUUACCGUGAACACAAGAAACUGCCAGUCUUUUCCCAUGAUGAGCUUCUCGUAACGAUUACGCAACAAUCUCAAUCUAUUAAAACUGCGUUAUGGCUGGAGUCGAGUCUUAAGGAAAUGACUGAGCGAGAGCUCGCAGCUCGUCAGCUGGCUCGUGAUCGUGGCGUUUGCGAGCGUCUCGAGGAAGAAGACCGCCCUGAAGAUCAAUACCAAUGCACAAUCUGCAAAGCCUUUUGCUACCUCUCGCAGAUCAUCUGUCAUUGCAAGAGCGAGAUUGUCUGCGUUGAUCAUAUGGAUCAACUAUGCGACCAUUCACCAGAAGAAUUGACGCUCAGGAAACGAUUUUCUGAUGCCGACCUCCGCGAGACUCUGGGAAAAGUCGUCGAGCGCGCAGCCGUUCCCGGAAAAUGGCGGACAAAAUUCAACAAGGUGCUUGUGGAAAGUGACCUUCCGUCGUUACGUUCUCUUCGCGCGCUCCUUGCUGAAGGCGAGCGAAUCACUCAUCACCUCCCUGAACUCACCGCCCUUCGUAAAUGCGUCAACCGUGGCAACGAGUGGUUGGAGGCUGCCAAUGCGUUCAUUAGUCGCAAACAAGGUCGUAAGCUCACCCGCCGCUCACGUGGCCGCCCGUCUUUACACGAAGCGAACAACGCUGCGUUUGAUGACCGUGAUGCUGGAGAUAGGCCUGACCGUGGGCUCAACGAUCUCUAUGCUCUCCUGAUGGAAGUGCAAAAUCUCGGGUUUGAAACCUCGGAGAUUGGAAGCCUCCGUACGUUGGCUGAACAAGCAGAAGAUAUCCAAUGCAAAGCCUCAGCGUUACUCAAUUCCGCCAAUUCUGUGGCCAGUCGGGACGCCUUCAUAGCUGAUUGUGAGCGGCUGCUCCUUGGCGCAUCAUCUAUCAAUGUCCAUCUUGAUGAAAUACUUGAAGUUGAGAAGCUUGUAUCUCGGGAGCAACUCAUUAGGGAGUUGGAGGGGAAGGCGGAGGAUGCGUCAGCUACACUAGAAGACAUUCGUGGGCUUUUAACCCGUGCUCGCGGUUGCAGUGUUCCUCUCGAAAACCAGUUUGUUCGGACCCUAGAGUCUCGUCAACGAGCUGGGGACGACUGGGAAGAGCGGGCGAGGCUGUUAUUGGACCAGCCACACAAGACCAUCGAAGAGCUGGACGAAUUCUUUGAGACAGACUCCACCAUUCCUAUCGAUGCCACAAUCUACGACCGGCUGAUGUCCGCGCGCAACAAAGCGAAGGAUUUCGAGAAACAGGCAAAAACUUGGAUAUCCCCUGAUGGUCAGGGACCCAAACCCAGGAUUUCAGAAGUCACGCGUUUCGUUACUCGCGCUGAAAAAGACUUCAGCAUUCCUGCUAUCAGAGAUCUGAAGCAAACUGCCGAGUUUGCUUUGGAUCUUGAGAAUCGAUGUGAAUCAAUUCUUCAGCAUCGUUACCAGCACCGAGAGGACACAGAUGUCUUUGUGAUGAUGCGGAAGUGGAGAUCCUAUGCCAGGGAGCAUCUCACUAUGUUCUCACUUCCUAUUUUCGAGAAGCUGGACGAUCAGCUCACUCGCCAUCAAGAAUGGUUAGAAGAUUUACCGUGGUACUGUCCGCAGCAUGAAUGCGCUCAUGGCCGGGACAUCCUGAAUGAUGUUGAAGAGUCAACGAGGCAGGAAGACGACAAACCCCCUGUUGAUGAGUACUUCACCUGCAUCUGCACCACCCCCGUUCGCCCCCCUCCACCUGGGACUCACUCCGACGCGGUUCAGUGUGACCACUGCUUCGCAAGGUUCCAUGGCGUUUGCGCAGCUAACGGUGGUUCAUGCCCUUUCUGUGAUCAUCAUCACUGGAAUGGUGCCAUCCACAAGGAACGGAGUUGGCACUUCUGUUUCCUGCCGACCAUCCUCCUUAAAGCACCUCCAAUAACCAAAAAUUAUUCGGAAGCCUGGAAGCAGCUGGAGAUCAUUGUUCGUCGGAUAGAUCGUUUGUGCGAAGUCAUCGGCCAAUUCUUGACGUAUGCCUCACAACCCGGCAACAAACGGGCCGAAUAUAUUCCUCAAGUGCGUCAUUACAUGCGCAAAUUGUAUAAGAUCCAGUUUGCCGUGUCUCCGAGUCGCGAAGUCUCAUACGGUCUCGACCUCGCUGGUCUGCAUCGCAUCCUCGCUGGUCAACCUCCAGCUGUUCGAGUGAAGAAGAGGCGAAGACCAAAAUUUACUUUUGGUCAAGAUGUCGACAAGGAUUGGCUGGAUGGAACGCGUUGCAUAUGCCGCGGUCGCACGCCAUACCUCAUCAAUUAUCCAACCGUUGAAUGCGAAGCUUGCAAAAGACGUUACCACUCUGGCUGUGUCUUCUUCCCUAUAGAGGCCAACGUCAGCGGCAGUAAUCGAUUUAUGUGCCCGCUGUGUUGUUUGCGUAGGAGCCGACCAUACAUCUAUUCAGAAGUCCGUGUCAAGCACGUUGCAGACAACCAAGAUCCAGACACGUAUGUCAAUACGAGCGUAAUGCUGGACACCUUCAGCAAAGAUGUUAUUUAUACGAAGAUGUUACCCCCAUAUACUCAAACGUUAUUCGUGGAACUCAUACGAUUUUUGCCCGGUCAACCUGAACUCAAUAACGGCAAUGCGCCAGCUUCACGGAGCGUUCCAGCGCAUACAAUGCCUCACAGUGCUGAACCUGGACCUUCUAUGCACCACCGGCAUUCGCAUAUUCACAGCGCUCCCAUACCACUUCCCACACCACCAACACCUGUUUAUGAGCUUGCAAGGCAGCCAUCGGCAAACGGGCAUCACGUCCCACCUCCCCCACCUUGGCAAUCCUACCCACAGUCACCACACAACAAGAAGCGUAAGUAUGCGGAUGACACUCCACAAGACAACCCGGAGCCGAGAUCACCCAAGCAGCGACGCCUUCCUCAAACUCCUGUUCUCCCGCCCGCGAGUGUAGCAGCUCGUUCGAUGCAGCAGACGCUUUCACCUUCACUGGCCAUGAUUGUAUCACCAGUUGACACCGAGCCUUCCCCUCGGCGACCGCCUUCGAUCCCUCCCCCUUAUGCUAGACCACCUUCCUCCCCGUCUCUUAACACAAUGAAUGGAGAAAGCUCUUCUGUGAAGUCUGUAAAGUUGUUGGUUGGAAAUCACAAAUAG
Messenger RNA from Suillus fuscotomentosus, 5470 nucleotides. RefSeq names its product PLU-1-like protein-domain-containing protein. The record is from RefSeq and is a predicted model, not a curated record. Gene Ontology annotation, molecular function: DNA binding; histone demethylase activity. The transcript is spliced from 12 exons. Gene Ontology annotation, cellular component: nucleus. Bases 101 to 5470 code for a protein of 1789 amino acids. Gene Ontology annotation, biological process: chromatin remodeling. NCBI's taxonomy places the organism in Eukaryota, Fungi, Basidiomycota, Agaricomycetes, Boletales, Suillaceae.